This is a messenger RNA of Lampris incognitus (smalleye Pacific opah), 1800 nucleotides long. RefSeq names its product zinc finger DHHC-type palmitoyltransferase 17 (gene zdhhc17). The transcript is spliced from 16 exons. Gene Ontology annotation, cellular component: Golgi membrane. The record is from RefSeq and is a predicted model, not a curated record. Gene Ontology annotation, biological process: protein palmitoylation. Bases 316 to 1800 code for a protein of 494 amino acids. NCBI's taxonomy places the organism in Eukaryota, Metazoa, Chordata, Actinopteri, Lampriformes, Lampridae. Gene Ontology annotation, molecular function: palmitoyltransferase activity; protein binding.
AAGCCCCAGAGUCAUUAUAACCACGGCUACAGUGAGAGCGUGGGCCGCAAGAACCACGUGGACGACUACAGCACCUGGGACAUCGUCAAAGCCACGCAGUACGGUAUCUUCGAGCGCUGCAGAGAGCUGGUGGAGGCCGGAUAUGACGUGCGACAGCCGGACAAGGAGAACGUCACCCUGCUACACUGGGCAGCCAUCAACAACAGGAUAGACCUGGUCAAGUUCUACAUAUCAAAAGGAGCCAUAGUGGAUCAGCUGGGAGGAGAUCUCAACUCCACACCGCUGCACUGGGCAACCAGGCAGGGCCACCUGUCCAUGGUUGUGCAGCUGUUGAAAUACGGGGCGGACCCGUCUCUGAUUGACGGCGAAGGCUGCAGCUGCGUCCACCUGGCUGCCCAGUUUGGCCACACCUCCAUCGUGGCUUACCUCAUCGCCAAGGGACAGGAUGUAGACAUGAUGGACCAGAACGGCAUGACUCCUCUGAUGUGGGCCGCCUACAGAACACACAGCGUGGACCCCACACGGCUCCUCCUGACCUUCAACGUGUCGGUAAACCUGGGCGACAAGUACCACAAGAACACGGCACUGCACUGGGCGGUGCUCGCCGGCAACACCACAGUCAUCAGCCUGCUGCUGGACGCCAACGCCAAUGUAGACGCACAGAACAUCAAGGGUGAGACGCCGCUGGAUCUCGCCAAGCAGAGGAAGAACAUGUGGAUGAUAAAUCACUUACAGGAAGCCCGACAGGCCAAAGGCUACGACAGCCCGUCCUACCUGAAGAGACUCAAGAUGGACAAGGAGUUCAGGCAGAAGGUCAUGCUGGGAACUCCCUUCCUGGUCAUCUGGUUGGUGGGUUUCAUUGCCAACCUUGACAUCGACUCCUGGUUGGUCAAAGGCGUCAUGUACGCUGGCGUCUGGGUUGCCGUGCAGUUCCUGUCCAAGGCGUUCUUUGACCACUCCAUGCACAGUGCUCUUCCUCUGGGCAUCUAUCUGGCCACAAAGUUCUGGAUGUACUCCACCUGGUUCUACUGGUUCUGGAACGAUCUGCCGUUCGCCACGGUCCACAUUCCCUUCCUGAUAAACAGCGUGGCACUCUUCUACAACUUUGGUAAAUCCUGGAAGUCCGACCCCGGGAUCAUCAAGGCCUCCGAAGAGCAGAAGAAGAAGACAAUAGUUGAGCUGGCAGAGUCGGGCAGCCUGGAUCUCAGUAUAUUCUGCAGCACCUGCCUGAUACGGAAGCCCAUCAGGUCCAAACACUGCGCCGUCUGCAACCGCUGCAUCGCCAAGUUUGACCACCAUUGCCCCUGGGUGGGAAACUGUGUUGGAAGUGGGAACCAUCGUUACUUCAUGGGUUACCUGUUCUUCUUGCUCUGUAUGAUCUGCUGGAUGAUCUACGGCUGCAUCUCCUACUGGAGGAUCCACUGUGCCACCAGUUAUGCGAAGGACGGGUUCUGGCUCUACGUGACCCAGAUUGCGUCCUGCUCGCCCUGGAUGUUCUGGAUGUUUCUGAACAGUGUCUUCCACUUCAUGUGGGUUGCCGUGCUCAUCAUGUGCCAGCUCUACCAGAUCGCCGGUCUGGGGAUCACCACCAACGAGAGGAUGAACGCUCGCCGAUACAAGCACUUUAAAGUCACCGCCACGUCCAUCGAGAGCCCCUUCAAUCACGGGUGCAUUCGGAACCUCAUAGAUUUCUUCGAGGUCCGCUGCUGUGGUUUGAUCCGGCCCGUCACCGUGGACUGGACUACUCAGUACACAAUAGAGUACGACCAGACAUCCGGGUCGGGCUACCAGCUGGUGUAG